GCGGCGACGAGCGUGCGGACUUCAGGGAGCCGGAGUCCGGAGCGCUCUCCGGAGGCGCAAGGGCUCGAGAUCGCAAGCCGGCGGCGGAGGCGGAGACGGAGGCGGAGGCGGAGGAGUGGGCAGGUGCGCCGUCCAGGAUGAGGACGCCGUUGGUGAUGACUCUGGGCAUGGUGCUCGCACCCUGCGGGCUGCUACUCACCUUGACCGGCACGCUGACGCCCGGCUGGAGGCUGGUGAAGGGCUUCCUCGACCAGCCGGUGGACGUGGUGCUGUACCAGGGCCUGUGGGACAUGUGCCGCGAGCAGAGCAGCCGCGAGCGCCAGUGCGGUCAGCCAGACGACUUGGGUUACUUCGCCGCCGAGCCCGUGCGGGUGGCGCGGGGACUCACGAUCACGUCGCUGGCCGCCACGGCCCUGGGGCUACUGCUGGCGACGCUCGGCGUGCGCUGCUGGCAGGACGAGCCCCACUUCGCGCUGGCCGGCCUCUCCGGCGUCGUGCUCUUCGCCGCGGGCCUCUUGAGCCUCAUCCCGGUCUCCUGGUACAACCACUUCUUGGCGGAUCGCGCCGUCCUGCCCGCCCAGUCCAGCCCGGUCACCGUGCAGGUCGGCUACAGCCUGGUGCUGGGCUACCUGGGCAGCUGCCUGCUGCUGCUGGGCGGCUUCUCGCUGGCGCUCAGCUUCGCGCCUUGGUGCGCCGAGCGCUGUCGCAGCUGCCGGAAGGCGCCCCCAGGCAGGGCGCGCCGCAGCAGCAUCAGCACCGUGUACGUCGACUGGCCGGAGCCCGCGCUCACGCCGGCCAUCAAGUACUACAGCGACGGCCAGCACCGGCCGCGGCCUGUCCAGCUCGGCGCCGCCAGCCAGCGCAAGGUCGGCUUCCCGAUGCCCCGGCCGCCGCCCAAGGCCUACAGCAACCCGGUGGACGUGCUCGAUGGGGAGAAGGCUCCCGACUCCCACCACGGCGGGUCCUCCCGCAGCACCCGGUCCUGCGGCAGCACGCUGCCCUGCGACUCCGACCUGUAGGCAGCGCCCCCAGCCUGCUCUGGCCGGGCCCUGUCUGGAUGAAGGACUCGCCCCACCGCGGUCCAACCUUGAACUUGGCUGUUACC
This is a messenger RNA of Balaenoptera musculus (blue whale), 1105 nucleotides long. RefSeq names its product claudin 23 (gene CLDN23). Gene Ontology annotation, cellular component: plasma membrane; bicellular tight junction. The transcript has a single exon. Gene Ontology annotation, biological process: cell adhesion; bicellular tight junction assembly. Gene Ontology annotation, molecular function: structural molecule activity. NCBI's taxonomy places the organism in Eukaryota, Metazoa, Chordata, Mammalia, Artiodactyla, Balaenopteridae. The record is from RefSeq and is a predicted model, not a curated record. Bases 138 to 1019 code for a protein of 293 amino acids.